GCUCCCGAGGCUCGGGACGCUCGCAGCGGAGCGAAGACCCCGUUCCGAACCGAGGCGGAGGCGCCCUGCCGGAGUUCCUUCGGCGUUCCCCCGCCCCGGUCGGCUUCCAUUCCUGCAGGGCGGGGCGGGACCUUCCCGUGGAGCCCCUCCCGGCCGAAAAGGCUCCGCGCGGUCCUCGGGGCGCUGGAGAGGCUGGAAGCGGCGGCGGCGGCGAUCCCGGCGGUUCAGCGCUGCUUGCGGCGAUGUUUCCCAGGCGGGGCGUCUACUGGUUGCCUCCUUGCAGCCCCGGCGGCAGUGCCCCGAGACCAGCUGGGAACCCUGUGGUGUUAACCUCAGUCAACAUGUCCUGGAAACUGCCAAUCGCUCAACCUCAAUCUCGGCUCGGCUUGGUUCUUGAAGACCAAACGAGCGUAGGGAAUGAUAGAUUGGCGGAGGCUGGGUCUCCAACGGAGGCUGUCCCCCACCAGCUGGGGUUCUUGCCCAUGAGUGGACGGCUUCUGAAAUCUGAAUCGGAAGAUUCCGGCGUGGAGUUGGCCAGCAGCGAUCACGUCCCUUUGACUCCGGUAGAAUCCGAGAAAAGCUUUUCUCUGGACUGCCUAGAUGGAGAUGAUUUGAUUCCAGCCCUUCAGGAGGGUUGCCCCAAAGAAAGGCCGGAAGCACUACUGCCAGUUCUGGAUUGUGCCUGGCAGGAUUUCCAUGUCAAAGGGAAACUCGGCGAUGUGGUCCAGAGGUCCCAGAAGAACCUCAUGUCUAUGACCAAGAAGAUUCCUCCAGAUUUAGAGGAGUUGAAGUCCUGCUACCAGCCAUGCCAGCCAGUGAGUGUUGAAGGAGUUCUGGAUGAGUCUACCUCAGACGGCAGCACCCUUGAGGAGAAAACAAAAGAAGAGACACAACAGACAGCAUCCCGUCCCAUGCCAGGACCGGGUCUCCGCUCCCUGGAGAACCUUUCCAAAAUUAUGGAAAAAAUUGUGAAACUGCAGAAAGCCAACCAGGAAAUCCAACAUGAACAACAAGUAUUGGAAUGUCAUGUCCGGACUUUGGAGAGCCGGGUCUGCACCCUGGGACAGGAGAAGUGUGUGAAUCCAGUGAGUGUUGAAGAGGUUCUGGAGGAGGAGGCUUCUGGAGGAUGCAGUCAAGCUACCUCAGGCGGCAGCAUCCUUGAGGAGGAGAAAACAAAAGAAGAGGCACAACAGCCAGCAUCUCGCCCCAUGCCAGGACUGGGUCUACGUUCCCUGGAGAACCUCUGUAAAACCAUGGAGAAAAUUGCCAAACUUCAAAAAGCCAACCGGGAAAUUCACCAUAAAUGUCAAAUGCUGGAGUGCCGAGUCCGCACCCUAGAACAGGAGAAAAACGACCGAUCCUUCUGGGGAAGAUUGAAGGGGCUGUUUCGAAUUAGAAGGAAAUCUGAACAGCCUAAAGAAAUCAUCCAAAUCACAGUUUCAAGGAAUACCACCAGUAGUGACAUCACAUCCCAAAGCCGGCACUCUUGAUGAAAUUGUAUUUUUUUAGUAUUUUUAACAGAUAACUAUAUCUGUGGCUGUGAGUUUGAAUAUAUUUAUUGUAUUUAUUGUAUUGUAUUUAAAGAAGCAAAAUAAAAUGUUUUGCAGACUUAAAAAUCUGAACCUGAGAGUAGAGAAUUUUUUUUUUUUUUGGAAAAGGUAAAUUCAGUAGAACGUGGUACCAAAGCUUUUCAGGGCUGUACCAUUUCAUGCCGCAUGGAAGGAUGCACGGUUGAAAAACAGUUUCUGGAGAUAUAUGGAAUCCUUUGCAGUGGAGAAGUAGCAUGUCAUGAAUCAAGCGGAGACCUGUUGGAUCAUACAAGGGAACCACCUAACCUCCCAGAGGAUACGAGCGGUUAAAUUUGGAAGCAGCUGACUUUCAGUUGCAUCAAGUAGGAUACUUGUAUUGAUGGUUUCAAUUGCAUGAAUUUAGAAUGGCGUUUUAGCUUCUCACAAUCUGAUGCUGUCCAGAUACAUCGGAUUCCAAUGCCCAUAAUCGCCAGUCAUUUGUGGCUAGUGCUGAAGGAGACUGACCCAACUCCAGUGUAUGACAGAUCCUCCUGGCUAUCCUGAAAACUUAAUUUACCACGGCUUAAAUGUUGGAAAGGGAAACACUGAGUUCCUUGGUGCCACGAAGAUCAGCAUUCUCAUCCCUAAAUAAAUAGUUGCUGGAGUAGGGCCGUCCAUCUAGUCAAGGCAAACACCAAGGACAGAAGGGAUA
This is a messenger RNA of Ahaetulla prasina, 2220 nucleotides long. RefSeq lists its product as uncharacterized. Bases 243 to 1490 code for a protein of 415 amino acids. NCBI's taxonomy places the organism in Eukaryota, Metazoa, Chordata, Lepidosauria, Squamata, Colubridae. The record is from RefSeq and is a predicted model, not a curated record. The transcript is spliced from 7 exons.